Messenger RNA from Sinocyclocheilus grahami, 847 nucleotides. RefSeq names its product GINS complex subunit 2 (gene gins2). The record is from RefSeq and is a predicted model, not a curated record. The transcript is spliced from 5 exons. Gene Ontology annotation, cellular component: nucleus; GINS complex. Gene Ontology annotation, biological process: DNA replication; double-strand break repair via break-induced replication. NCBI's taxonomy places the organism in Eukaryota, Metazoa, Chordata, Actinopteri, Cypriniformes, Cyprinidae. The coding region runs from base 74 to 622 and encodes 182 amino acids.
AGGCGGAGCCAUCGCCUCCUGACGUCAGAGACACACUUCUGAGAGAUACGCGGGAAAACUGCCACACAGUAGAAUGGAUCCAGCGGAGGUAGAGUUUCUCGCAGAGAAAGAGAUGGUAAAAAUCAUCCCGAAUUUCAGUCUCGACAAAAUCUAUUUGAUUGGGGGAGAUCUGGGGCCGUUUAACCCGGGUCUGCCAGUGGAAGUCCCUGUGUGGUUGGCCCUCAAUCUUAAACAAAGACAGAAAUGCAGGAUAGUUCCUCCAGAGUGGAUGGACACCGACAAACUAGAGGAGAUCCGUGAACAGGAGAGAAAACUAGACACUUUCACUCCCAUUCCGAGUCCUUAUUACAUGGAGCUAGCCAAAUUAUUACUCAACCAUUCUGCAGAUAACAUCCCCAAAGCCGAUGAGAUUCGAACCCUGGUGAAGGACAUCUGGGACACGCGUGUGGCCAAACUAAGACUUUCUGCAGAUAGUUUCAUCAGCCAGCAGGAGGCUCACGCGCAGCUGGAUAAUCUCACGCUAAUGGAGAUCAACACCACACGCUCAUUUCUGCUGGACUCUCUGAACUACAUGUAUAAACUGCGCUCAAACCUGCAGCCGGGCAGAAGUCAGGACUACUGAGAUGUUCUGAAAUAAUGGAGAAAUUCUCUACCACAUUUUUCAGCCUUGUUGCAAUAUGUAGUAAAACAUAAACAGGCUGAAGUUUGCUUUUAUGUUCUGAAACCGAUUUUUGAAAAUGUAUUACUGAUGACUGCAUGGAAUCAUAUCUGAACUCGUGACCACUGCUGUGUCUUGGCAUGUAAAUAGUAACCGAUGCUACACUGUAGCUGACCAGUCUAGUGAAAG